AUUACUUGGAGUGAGUAAGUUGGGGUUAAAUGAGCGGUAGAGCGAGAUUGUGCUCGGGAAGUAAGAGGAAAUGAUAAUAAGUCGAUUAAGAGAUCUUUCUUGCGACCUUGAGGACUACCACGCUCACCGUCUUCUGGCUUUGGAACUUUAUUUACAUUCGCUCCUAUACCCCUACCAUUUUUCAACUGUAUUCGCUCAUGAAAUUUCUCGUCAGUGCAAGGCGAAGGUCAAGGCCAUUUGAGAUAUGCAACAAUCGUGAGGUUUCUUCUCCUUAUCUGUUGUAAUAGGUGCAACGGUUCUCAAUAGUCUGAUGAGGCCUCUCGCUCAAGGUGGUCGCAUCCGAGGCCGGAGUGGAGAAAUGCUUCCUGCACUCCAAGUUGAUGUCCAAUGGCAAUCGGUUUCUGGCGUAGUGUUCAUUCCAGAUAAUUCUUACUUGCAUAAUCUCUUCUAAUUCACUUCAUCCAAGAACAUGGCUUGACCGCGGGCGACUCAAAUGAGACGUGCAACAAAUUCCACGUUUGCGUCUCGCAGACUCAGAUAUCGUAUUAUUUCCACAGAUUAUCCAGACCUUGAGUUUUGGUGUAGCGCUAACGAGCGUUUCCAUUAAUCCGGCUCUCGUUCUGUCUAUAUAUCUUAGAAGCUAGCGAUCCAUGCUUCUCAGUCGGACACAUCUUUGCUUUCACACUGGGUCUAUAAGCAGAUAGAGAGAUGCCGAACACAAGUAUCUGAGAUAUUCUAGUCUCAUUAGAUUAGAUAGCCAUAUCGAAUGGAAAAGACGCUUCGCAAUAUCUAGUACCAAACUAUGGGAAUAAGGAACUGCAUAUACACUACUACCGCUCCUUUCGCCAUUGAUGAAAAAGGACACAAUUCGGGAUUCAAAUACGUGGAUUACGUGUCUCUAGUAACCUAUACAUCGGUCGAAUCAGGACACUCGUUUCAAAAUAUGCGUCGAAAUUUCAUUAGAGACGGCUUUUCUUCAGAGCGAUAUAUAACACAUUGAUGCAGUAUAACGUAACCUGAUGAGAGGAAUGGCAACACAUUGUGUCCCCCUUCUGCGCGUGCGAAUCGAUAGUAUGCUUCUUAGUGGUAUGGAAUCUGUCAAAUUGCAUUGUAUUACCUCAAAAGUUUCUCCCUUAUACCAAUUAUACCUCCCUUUGACAUGCCAGCUUGUCAUCUGACUUCAUCAUCACACCAACUUCCAGCACAAUCUUGCGACCAAUUCCACGUUGGACGAUUCUCAUUUCGAUUUCCCUCUUGCUCUGCCUCUAUUUUCCGCCUACAAGAAGCGAAUGUCCCGGUGUAUUUUUUCUAGCACGAUAACGGGCUUCUUCGCCAAGCCAGUCGUCAUAUGAUAGAGGGUCUGGGUCGUUUUUGCAGAGCUUUCGUUCAGAGCCUCUUGCUCUGCUUUUGUUGCUACCAGUUCUGUGGGCAGACGAUGUGUUGUCACUGAUCUUGUUACUGUGUCUAGGUCCACGAGACUCUUCGCUGCUGCCGGCUCUGGGGGCUCGGCCAGGUGAUCCGGAGUUCUUUGAAGGAUGGAAUCGAACGCCAGAAGCUUUCAGCAUAUUCGCUGUGCUAAAUACUGAUAAUUUUGCUUUGAAACAGACGCUUCGAAGCAGAAAUUGAUCGGGUUGUGAUGGUGGAUACCCACAAUUCCUGUGGCAUUGUCAUUCGGCAAGCGAAUAACCAUGAGAGAAUGAGCGCCUGGAGCAGUAGGAACGCCUACAAUGGCAGCUAAAAAAAAUUGAUACAGUGAACAAACCAUGGAUAUCGUUUGCUUGUGGAGCGAUCAAGGGAAAUACAGGUGACGCCGAAACGUCAAUGAUUUGGUCAUUGGAGUCGAAUUUCGUGAUGGGAACACAGACGGAGUUGCUUUCGCAGAAAUGACAGAGAUGCUUCAGCCAAGAAUUAAGAGGAAAAUCAAGAAAUCCAUGACGUAUCUUUCCUGCUGAGAGAUUCGUGAACAAGGUUUGGGGAGAAGCAGAUCAGGGGCAACAUAACAGUGGAGAAAAAUGGUUGUGGAAAGACAGCUGUUGAGGUUCAUAAAGACAUCUGUAGCAGGACUCGAGCCUGUGGACCUCAGUCAAUCUUAGCUCAUAACUGUCAACUAACUUUAUUUCAGGUGACUAGAAUUCUUGAUGGGUCGAAAAUCAGUCUUUCAAAAUCGGAGAAUAAACCUGUAAAGUUAUCAAAUACGAUGCCAUUGCCCCGAUGUUACAAAAUCAGUUGCAGUGUGGUUCAAUACCAGUGUUUCAUCAAAAUCCAGACGAUCUCAUUGACACACAGAGACUCAAAGCAAAACAGAAACCGAGCUGGCGAUACGUAACUGCAAUGUACAGACUUAUCAAUCAGACAAUGGUAUGGAAUAUUGCGCUGAGGCCCAAAAAUACACCAAGGAUAAGUGUGAAACUUGACGUUCAGCUCCUAUUGACACCGGUGUACUUUACAUGGCUUCCAAGAAUCGCCAACAUAGGUAAUAUUGAAAUCAUCAUUAAACUGGUCCUAUGUUUCAUCCCCGAAGGAAUAGAUGCAUCGACACGUGAAAAUGUCAAUGAGUAG
Botrytis byssoidea is the source of this 2559-nucleotide messenger RNA. RefSeq lists its product as uncharacterized. The transcript is spliced from 3 exons. The coding region runs from base 2212 to 2559 and encodes 115 amino acids. Lineage: Eukaryota; Fungi; Ascomycota; Leotiomycetes; Helotiales; Sclerotiniaceae. The record is from RefSeq and is a predicted model, not a curated record.